This is a messenger RNA of Drosophila hydei, 1394 nucleotides long. RefSeq lists its product as uncharacterized. Gene Ontology annotation, cellular component: nucleus; transcription regulator complex. Gene Ontology annotation, biological process: regulation of transcription by RNA polymerase II. Gene Ontology annotation, molecular function: DNA binding. Bases 141 to 1217 code for a protein of 358 amino acids. The transcript is spliced from 4 exons. NCBI's taxonomy places the organism in Eukaryota, Metazoa, Arthropoda, Insecta, Diptera, Drosophilidae. The record is from RefSeq and is a predicted model, not a curated record.
GACAGCAACAGCAGCAACAGCGGCAACAGCAACAGUAACAAUAGCAGCAGCAACAACAAAGCCAGUGAAAAGGCUAUAAACGAAUAUAACCAACUGCAGUGCACGCGGCAACAUCUGCAGCAGCAACAGCGAUAACAACAAUGAACACACGACGCAGCACGGGCAGCAUAAAGACAAGCAAGAGGAGCAUCAGUCGCUUGUAUGUGGCGACGCUCACCACAAAGACAAUCACACCAGAGCUGCAUGCAGUCAACGCCAAGAUCUGCCGCCUUGUGGAACAGCAUCCCUGCAUGUACGAUCGCUCGCAUGCGGCGUACAUGCGCAAAUCUCAUGUGGAACAGGCCUGGGUGGAGAUUUCCAAGCAGAUGAACGAUACAGUUGACAAUUGCAAAGAACGCUUUAGGAAUAUACGCACCAGCUUUGCGCGAUCCAUCAACGUGCAGAGGGGCUCGAAUCGCGUCAAACCUUACUAUCUCAGCGAGGAGCUCGAGUUUCUCAAGAAGCACAUUACGCCCGGCGUGCCUGUGCCCGUGAAGGGCAGACGUUCGCGGGACAGCAGCAAUCGCAGAGGCGAUGAGAAUGACGAGUAUGAUGACAACGACGAUGAGGACCAUGUGCGUGCUUUGGUUCACAUCAAGCAUUCGCUUAGCAGCGACGAGCACGAGCACGAGAAUAGUACGGAUAGCUCGGAGUGGGUGGCUGAUGAGCAUGCGCAGGAGCUUCUCGCCAGCCAGUUGCAGAAUAAACCAGAGGCUGAGUUCUACUCACAGAGCGACGAAAACGAACAGAAGCCGAAAAAUCUAUUGCAGCCGAACGCAGUGCCUCAAACUUGCCCCUGUCCGCCUAAGAAGCGACGACGCAUCGUCGCCGAGCUGGCCAAGCCAAACGAUCUGCCAGCUGCCAUUGACGCAGACACAGAUGAGCUCAGUGCGGAUAACAAGCCCUCAAUUGCGGACUUCGAUGAUGCCUUUCUGCAGGGCCUGCGUCCCGAAAUGAAUCACAUGAACUUUCAUCAGAAGCUUUACUUCAAGCGACGCGUUUACGAGCUGCUCAGCGAAAUAUUUGAGGGCGAUGAGAAGGCGGACAGUCAACGACGUACCAAUGGCCUGGCCGAGCCCAACAACUCCACCAUUCCUGUGCAGCAUCUGGGCCUGGUGGGCCGCUCGGGCACACUACAACUGCCCAAGCUGGCACCCAAACCCUCCAAAGAUCUCUAAUUAGAAAUAAAGCUGAAUCGCCUAGAAAUAUGCCCAAAGACGGCCGCAGCUGCAGACGGCGCUGUGUUAUCCAUUUCGAAUUUACGCUGUACAGUAAUUUCCACAUACCCAUUACCACUUGGGUAUGGUUGUAGUUGUAAGACGUUACGAUUUUUAAAAUGUAAUAUUUACAUUAAA